CUCUCUCUCUGCUCUUUUAAAACUCUAGUGAAGCUACAGAUUAUUAUAUAUAUAUAUAUCAUUAUAUAUUGUUGGUCAUCUCAGUUUGCAUAUAAACUAGAGCUAACUCUGACUACAUUUCAAUUAGUGCUUUCUUCUGUUCAUCUUUCCAUUUUGUCUCUCUUUGAGUUUCUUUCUCAGAAAAGUUAGCCAGUAGUAUAUUUAGUACUCCCCCCAAGCUAUAUAUAUAGCUGAUCUCUCUCACUCUCCUUUUUGAUUAAAAAAUUAUAAUAUAUAUUUAUAUAUAUAUAUAUAUAUAUAUAAAUAUAGUUUGAAUUAAAGAAGAGAGAAGAAAAAAAAAUGUCUAGCAGAAGAUCAAGAUCAAGACAAUCAGGUGGUGCAAGGAUCACUGAUGAUCAGAUCAAUGAUCUUGUUUCCAAGUUGAACCAGCUUCUUCCUGAGAUUCGCGAAAGGCGUUCAGACAAGGUUUCAGCAGCCAAUGUGUUACAGGAGACAUGCAACUACAUAAGAAGCUUGCACAGAGAGGUUGAUGAUCUAAGUGAGAGACUUUCUGAGCUAUUAGCAACAACUGACACUGCUCAAGCUGCAAUUAUUAGGAGUUUACUCUCCCAAUAGAUCAUCACCAUCAUCAUCAUCAUCACUUAAUUAAGAGCUAGAGAUCAAAAUCAAGUACCUAGCUAUAAUAUAUUACUAGAAAUAUUCCACUACUACUACCUAUAAAAUUAAUGUAAUAGACCAUCUACUUAUUUUUUCUUUCAAUUAAAAUGUACUUCUCUCUCAUCAAGUUCUUCAUUAAGAGUACUUAAAUAUUGUCACUCUAUAAGAUGGAACUGAGUAGUAGCUGGGUUUUUUUUUUCUUUCAUUUUGGCUAGAAGUACAACUAGCUAGCUAGAGCUGCAGUUUGUGUUUGAUGAUUAUAUUUAGAAGAUCCUUUUGUUGCAAAUUAAUAAUUAGUUGUGUUAAUUGAGGAAUACUUAUAAUAAAAUUAGGAUUACUCUUCUCUAUAUAUGUGGUACUGCCCCCAGAUCAAUCUUUCAUUUAUUAAUAUAUUUUUUUCUUCUUAUUAA
Molecule: messenger RNA, 1067 nt
Organism: Humulus lupulus (European hop)
Lineage: Eukaryota; Viridiplantae; Streptophyta; Magnoliopsida; Rosales; Cannabaceae
Product: transcription factor PRE3-like
Exons: 2
Coding region: 340-615 (91 amino acids)
Biological process (GO): regulation of DNA-templated transcription; regulation of growth
Molecular function (GO): protein dimerization activity
Source: RefSeq, a predicted model, not a curated record